Molecule: messenger RNA, 1682 nt
Organism: Haliotis rubra (blacklip abalone)
Lineage: Eukaryota; Metazoa; Mollusca; Gastropoda; Lepetellida; Haliotidae
Exons: 2
Coding region: 360-1439 (359 amino acids)
Source: RefSeq, a predicted model, not a curated record
UGGACUCAGUAAUCUGACGACAUGGCGUAUGUCAAGGUCACUCAGCUACCGCACGUACUGUUUACCUGCAGCUGACACGAUGGGGGACAGGCUCCGUCCCGGGGUAUCAAGAUGGAAUAUAGCAGGGGUUGGGCUUUCGCCUCAGUCCGUAAGCUUCUACGAUGUUCUGAACAACGACUCAGAAUGAACACAGUCGAUUCCAAAUCCAAACGAUAAUGGAGGAAAACAUCACGAACGGCGCAAUUCACGCAACAAGGUUAUCCGUGUUCCACCUGGUCGGACAGCUGAGCGACGAGGAAGUAGGUGGUCAAUGAUUCAGCAAUACUUGUCCAGCUCCACUCCAUGUUCGUGUGAAAGUCAUGGUUCAUCAGUUCAUGACGAAGUCGUAUUGCGCGGCGAUACUGAUCGUGACGGUACCAACGUUCCUGCUGGCGUGGUACACAUAUUCAUCUGUUUGGGGAGGGUCGGGGGGAGCGAGAUACUGGGAAAAUCACCUGACGGAGGAACAGGAUUACCUGGACUACAUCCACGACUCACGACUUCGUCAACCCACUGAAUCAUUUGACGAUUAUAUCAACCCUGUUCAUUUCAACAAACAUAACUUUCAAGAAAGGCAGAAGAUAAACUACUCAGAUAAGAAAGCAGAGAGGAAUAAGAAGGGUAAAGUGUAUGUAUACAAUCCACACAGACUGGUUCCUAGGAGUAGUUGUGUUCCUUUCAAGACUAUGAAGAACGGAACUCGUCUCUGUGUUUACAGCAAACGAGAUCAGUUUAUUUCAUCUCAGAUCCGGGACACUGGAUCCUGGGAACCGGAUCUGCUCGCAGCCAUGGCAACGGCCUUGACCUCCGUCCCCAACAUGCACGUGAUUGAUAUAGGAUGUAAUGUUGGCAUGUAUACCGUGUAUGCUGCUUUGAUGGGUAGAAAGGUCGUUGCUGUAGAUCCAAUUAGUUCAAAUCUGUACUUACUCUAUUCUUCUCUAACUUACGCCGGAGUCCAUGACAACGUCCACCUUCUUCUCAACGCUGUCUCCGACCAUGUGGAGCCUGUCAAAGUCCUCAUCAACCGGUACAACGUGGGCGGGUCUAGGAUAGAACCAGUAUCCGAGUCAACACAUAAUACUAACGACACCAUCGUUGAUUCCAUUGUGUUGGAUGAUCUGGUGCGUGUUGUGGACUUCAAGAAGGUGUUUAUUAAAAUGGACAUUGAAGGUCACGAGGUGAACGUAUUCCGUCGAGCGUCUAAAUUUUUCCAAACAUUUGACGUCCGCUACAUCAUGAUGGAGUGGAUGUUUCAGCGCCACUCCCCUCACGGACGCGAGAUCUGUAACUUCCUCAUCAGGAACGGCUUUCUUCCCUUUAAACACAUCACUGCACUUCAGAUCCUCAACGUUGAAGAAUAUUCCGCUUGGCCUGACAAUAUGAUCUGGAUCAAGAGAUGACUGCUUUGAUGUUGGACCAAACUCGGAGGAUGAUUCGUAUAUAACGAGUAUGUUAUAAUCAGUUGGGAGCUAGCUACCAAGAAUGCUUUCAUUAUCUGUCGAGUAUCGAGAGAGAGUAUUGAGGAUGACAAGAGGAUGUACAUGUUAACUUUCAGAUGAUGAAUAAUAUAUUGGAUGACGUUUUGUUCAUUGUAUCGCGCAUUUCAAAUAUAUUCCAGUAAUAAUAUAAAUAUGAAUAUCAAA